GGCACCCGGUUGUUAUUUUCCAUCGACCUGCAUACUCAUAUGUGCUCCCAAUGACUUCUACGCUACAAAAACCUAACUCCGUAACAGCGCCGAGAAAUCUCCCUCGCUUUAAGUGUUAGAGUUGCUGAGAGAUGGCGAAAUCGAAGAAUCACACAGCCCAUAACCAGUCUUACAAGGCCCACAAGAAUGGGAUCAAGAAACCCAAAAGGCACAGGCACACAUCCACCAAAGGAAUGGAUCCUAAGUUCCUCCGGAACCAGAGGUAUGCCAGGAAGCAUAACAAGAAGAACGGCGGAUCUGCUACUGAGGAAGAGUAGACAUUUUGACGACUUUUCGCGGUUCUUUUAAGCAUAUGAUUUUGAUUUUUCUGUUGUAAGACAUUGCCAGUUUUGGUACUAGUCUGACUUUAUCUAUCAAUUAGGUGAUGAUUCUAAAUCUCUCACAACUGAUGUCUUGAUUCUUCUCACAAUUAUUAAGAAUUCGUCGUCCGAAGCUUUGAUCGAAAAUUUUGUGGUUUUUGCCCA
This is a messenger RNA of Theobroma umbraticum, 524 nucleotides long. Its product is annotated as large ribosomal subunit protein eL29z-like. NCBI's taxonomy places the organism in Eukaryota, Viridiplantae, Streptophyta, Magnoliopsida, Malvales, Malvaceae. Gene Ontology annotation, molecular function: structural constituent of ribosome. Gene Ontology annotation, cellular component: cytosolic large ribosomal subunit; ribosome. The record is from RefSeq and is a predicted model, not a curated record. Gene Ontology annotation, biological process: cytoplasmic translation.